This is a messenger RNA of Nerophis lumbriciformis (worm pipefish), 324 nucleotides long. The record is from RefSeq and is a predicted model, not a curated record. Lineage: Eukaryota; Metazoa; Chordata; Actinopteri; Syngnathiformes; Syngnathidae.
AUGAAGCCCUUUUUUCUGCUGCUCUUUGUCUUGCUGUUGGUGUCCCAUGGGUCUUCAGCGGUCAUCACAGGGGCAUGCGAGAAGGACUUCCAGUGUGGAGGAGGAAUGUGCUGUGCAGUGAGUUUGUGGAUUCGCAGCCUGCGAAUGUGUACGCCAAUGGGAGCGGAAGGAGACGACUGUCAUCCCAUGAGCCAAAAUGUUCCUUUCAUUGGGAAAAGACUUCAUCAUACAUGCCCCUGUCUACCCAACCUGUCAUGCAUCACCAUUGAGGAGGGACGAUCAAAAUGUCUCUCACCAUAUAAGAGAGAUAAAGACUACAUAUAA